Carlito syrichta (Philippine tarsier) is the source of this 921-nucleotide messenger RNA. RefSeq names its product hydroxymethylglutaryl-CoA synthase, cytoplasmic. The record is from RefSeq and is a predicted model, not a curated record. The transcript has 4 exons. Bases 163 to 921 code for a protein of 252 amino acids. NCBI's taxonomy places the organism in Eukaryota, Metazoa, Chordata, Mammalia, Primates, Tarsiidae. Gene Ontology annotation, cellular component: cytosol. Gene Ontology annotation, molecular function: hydroxymethylglutaryl-CoA synthase activity. Gene Ontology annotation, biological process: acetyl-CoA metabolic process.
UGCUGGGGCCGCCGUCCCGCCUCCCGCCGCCUGCCGGCGGUGCCGGAGUCGGGUGGGUUGGCGGCUAUAAAGCUGGCGGCUGAGGGGAGGUGCCGCGUACAGACCUUCCGCGGCUUGCUCCUCGUGCUCCCACACCGCUCGGUCACGUUUGGCUCUCUCACCAUGCCCGGGUCACUUCCUUUGAAUGCAGAAGCUUGCUGGCCAAAAGAUGUGGGAAUUGUUGCCCUUGAAAUCUAUUUUCCUUCUCAAUAUGUUGAUCAAGCAGAGUUGGAAAAAUAUGAUGGUGUAGAUGCUGGAAAGUAUACCAUUGGCUUGGGCCAGGCCAAGAUGGGCUUCUGUACAGAUAGAGAAGAUAUCAACUCUCUUUGCAUGACUGUGGUUCAGAAUCUUAUGGAGAGAAAUAAUCUUUCCUAUGAUUGCAUUGGGCGGCUAGAAGUUGGAACAGAGACAAUCAUCGACAAAUCAAAGUCGGUGAAGACAAAUUUGAUGCAGCUGUUUGAGGAGUCUGGCAAUACAGAUAUAGAAGGGAUCGACACAACUAAUGCUUGCUAUGGAGGCACAGCAGCUGUCUUCAAUGCUGUUAACUGGAUUGAGUCCAGCUCUUGGGAUGGACGGUAUGCCCUGGUAGUUGCAGGAGAUAUUGCUGUAUAUGCUACAGGAAAUGCUAGACCUACAGGUGGAGUUGGAGCCGUAGCUCUGCUCAUUGGGCCAAAUGCUCCUUUAAUUUUUGAACGAGGGCUUCGUGGGACACACAUGCAACAUGCCUAUGACUUUUACAAGCCUGAUAUGCUCUCUGAAUAUCCCAUAGUGGAUGGAAAACUCUCCAUACAGUGCUACCUCAGUGCAUUAGAUCGCUGCUAUUCUGUCUACUGCAAAAAGAUCCGUGCCCAGUGGCAGAAAGGUGAAAGACAUUUUCCUUAG